Salvelinus fontinalis (brook trout) is the source of this 4960-nucleotide messenger RNA. RefSeq names its product TBC1 domain family member 10A-like. The record is from RefSeq and is a predicted model, not a curated record. The transcript is spliced from 9 exons. The coding region runs from base 765 to 2345 and encodes 526 amino acids. NCBI's taxonomy places the organism in Eukaryota, Metazoa, Chordata, Actinopteri, Salmoniformes, Salmonidae.
AUAGAGUGGUCAUAAUAGUUUGUAGGUCAAACCGUUUCGCGAGAAGACCGAUUUUCGGGAUGCGUCAAUCGACUAAUGGAUUUCUUAAACGAAGCAGGGAGGGACCUAACUUUUGCAACUGUUUUGGACUAAUUACACUCUGAACACAGACUAAAUGAGACAGCCGAACUUCCCCCCCAGGCGAGGAAACGGAAUCCAUGGACCAGGAAGGAAGGAAUGACACAAACAUUGUUUAGCUUGCUUCACCGACAUAACAAACACAAAUGUCACAUUUGUGGUGAAUUGUGCUAGUUAGAUUAACAUGUAGUCGAUGGAAGUUAUUUCAACCUAGCAUGCGUUUUUAGCUAGCCGGUUAACUUACUAGCGAACUAAUACAUCAUUGACACAUCACAAGCUAGCUAGGCUAACGCGUUAGUCCGCUUUGAAAGGCUGGAAAGUCAACAUCAUACGGGGGAUUUUGCAGUAUUUACUAAUUCGGCUCGCUCAGAGAUGUUAAGUAUUUGUUUGUGUUAAUAACCAGAUGAAGUAACUAGCUAGUUAACGCUAGUAGCUAGUUACAGUAGCUAACUAACUUUGUUUUUUAAACUCGAUUAGUCCUGACAAGCUGUUUGCUAGCGGCUAACACUAGCUAACUAGCUAGCCUAGCUACGUGUUCCAUGCCAUGGAAAUGGUUUUGUUUGUUUGGAAACUUUCGUCUGGUUUCAUACUGUUGGUUGUGACAGUGCCAACGAAAUAACGUUAACUUUGGUUAAUUUUGAGCUAUCAUGGCUAAAAUAGAGAAUGGUCGCAAAUCGGCCGACUCAAGAAGUAUCAGGACAAUUAGCAGCAGUCAUAUGGACGACGAGAGCUCCCUUGGCUCAGACUCCGAGAUCAACGGCUUCACCAACGACAGGCAUACGGAUAAAUAUGGAUUUAUUGGAGGGGCGCAACAGUAUUCAGAAGAAUCGGCUCAGGACAUCCCUCCAGAGGUGCUGAGGCAGCGAGAGGUCAAGUGGCUGGACAUGCUCAGCAACUGGGACAAAUGGAUGGUCAAGAGACACAAAAAGGUGAGACUGCGGUGUCAGAAAGGGAUUCCUCCCUCACUGCGAGGCCGUGCUUGGCUUUACCUGUCAGGGGGAAAGGUGAAGAGGGAACAGAACCGAGGGAAGUUCGAGGAGCUGGACAGUCAGGCUGGAGACCCGAAGGAGCUGGAUGUGAUUGAGAAAGACCUGCACAGACAGUUCCCCUUCCAUGAGAUGUUUGUGUCACGGGGAGGCCACGGGCAACAGGACCUGUUCCGUAUUCUGAAGGCCUACACACUGUACAGGCCAGAGGAGGGCUACUGUCAAGCCCAGGCCCCCAUUGCUGCUGUGCUGCUCAUGCACAUGCCUGCUGAGGAUGCGUUCUGGGGGCUGGUCCAAAUUUGUGAGAAGUACCUUCCUGGAUACUACAGUGCUGGGCUGGAGGCCAUCCAGUUAGAUGGAGAAAUCCUGUAUGCCUUGACUCGGCGCGUGUCCCCUUUAGUCUACCGCCACCUGGAGAAACACAAGAUGGAGCCCAUCCUCUACAUGACAGAGUGGUUCAUGUGUGCCUUCUCACGCACCCUGCCCUGGGCCUCUGUGCUCCGCGUCUGGGACAUGUUCCUCUGUGACGGUGUGAAGAUCAUCUUCCGGGUGGGCCUGGUGCUGCUGAAAUGCAUGCUGGGUACCCGUGAGAAGCUGAAGGCAUGUCAGGGCCAGUAUGAGACCAUGGAGCUGCUGAGAACCAUAGAGCCACGCUACAUGCAGGAGGGCUUCCUAGUCAGGGAGGUUCUGGAGGUGCCUGUGUCAGAGCGGGACGUUGAAAGGGAGCACCAUGUUCAGCUGAAGCGCUGGAGGAAGAACCGUGGUGAGCUUCACUGCAAGUCCCCUCCCAGAAUGCACGGUGCUAGGGCUAUUAUGGCCUCGGAGCCUCCUAGUCGCCAGGACCUGCGUCAGAACCCCACCAUCAUCGUAGAGUCACCCCUGCCUCCCCCUCAGCCUACACCUCAGCUGAAGAAGGGAGAGAAGAGCAAGGAGGAAAAGAGCAAGAAGAAAGGAAGUAUGAAGAAAGCCCCUGCUCUCAUGGAGAUCCCCAACCCUUAUCCUUUAGCCGGUGACCCCCAGAGAGAUCCCCAGCUUCCACUGGGACAUCCUAUGCCUACUCUCAGAGACACAACAGUUCAGCAGCCCCUCGUCAAUGACACACCCCUCCCAAACACGCCUGAAGACUCUCCACCGCCACACGAACCACCGCUUAACAACCAGUCUCUUCUAACAGUGUCGCCCCUCCAGAAGUCCACACAGAGCCUGAGUAGCAUAGAGGCAGAUCAGGACACAUACCUGUAGCUCUUGCUUUGGGCAGAGGGUGGAACUGCAUGUCUGAAACUGGGCAUGAACAAGGUGGAGGAGUGAGUAGUAAAAGAGGAACUGGAACAAUCCCUGUGUUAUCCUGGACAUGACUCACUUCCACAAUGAGAGUCUAAAUCUGAUGUCACCCAGACACAAAAAUUAUUGCUCUGCCCCAGGCCAGGCAUAUGUGCCCCCUGACCUCUGUGGGAGAUUCCAGGAUAGCUCUACGGAGGAUGUUCCAGUUGUCAUUGGGACGAUCUCAAUGGCAUACCACUUGCGUCCUCUCUCCUCGUCUCCUUCUCAAAAGCCAUUGGAUGAGAAAGCCAGAGGUCUCUCCCCUCUGACUUUCUCCUCCUGGGGGUUUUGAGAAGGAGAUGAGGAGCGAGGGCACGAGGAGUAUGCCAUUGAGAUCUUCCCACUCACUCACUCUAGGCCCUCUGCAUGCCAACCAAGCCCUCUGUCUCUUUACAAGGCACUAGCACAGCUCUGCCAUCAACCUGCAACUGGGUGUAUCAUGGCCAAUGGCACUGUUGCCCAACCAUGUGCGACAAUUGUAUAUUUUUCUAUAGAUUUUUUUCCCUCCUCCUGCUUGCUUUUAUGACACCGUAUUGCCUAGACCACAGUCAGCAGCAUCCACUAAUGCAUCACUUCUAAGUGUUCUACUACUUUAAUCCAAAUGUUACCUCUUCAUUAUUCUUUACUCUGACUAUUAGUGAUGUGAAAGGGAGACAUGUUACUCAUUUACUGGUGGUGUAGUUAUUUGUAUACAUGAUGCAUUCCUUUUUCAUCAAAGACCUCCCAAUAGUGUAGCAGGUUCUAGGGUUUUACUCAACCUGCCUGCGUUUGGGCAAAAUGCACCUUUUUUUCUUUCUUCAAUAUUCAUUCAAAUCUCCAAAUCACCUGUGGUGUGUAGGAAAUAGGAAUGCCUAAGAGAGAGAAAUAUUGUUUAAAGUCCCAGUUAGCCUUUGUGAUAAGCAAAGAGUGCUUCCAUUCUUCACCACCAGAGAGCAGCCUUGGUAUGUGCUUCCAUCUGUUACAUUCCCCUUCCUAAAAAGGAACGCACAACAUUUUGUCUGAAAUUUACAAUACGAGGACAUCCAUUCCCUAUCAAUUCUGUACUUUCCAUACAUUCAAAGGAACUUCGUUAGCAUGCAAGCAUGUUUUACUUUCAAGUGAAAUGUGACAUGACGUGUGCCUCGUACGCGUGCAUAAAUCCUCCGGACCAGCAUGACUUGUGACUGUUUAUUCUCCUAGCCAGGUGGUAAUGGGCCUGAUGUCCUGAGACCAGACAAAUCCUCACUGUGCCAGGCUGUUCCUGUCCCUAUGUAGCGUAAGAUAAGUAAAAGGGAGAGAGGACUGGACAUUCCUCCCAAUAUGACACAUUCCUGCCCUUGGGUUCCUUAAAAGUCAAUUAGUCUUGUGGCUAACAUGCAUAGUUUUCUCUGUAUCGGUGUAUGUAUUAAUGCAUGUUCCUAUUUUUAACACUUUUUUGGGAUGGGUGGGGGUGCUGUGUGUGCCAUGCCAGUUAGCUGUGAAGUGUUGACAUCUGCUCCUUGCCACAGGUGUGCUAGGCGUUAUGGACCUGGCAGGCUAGUUACUGUAUCUCUGUGGUAUUGGAGAGAUGUGAAUGACCUCAUUGCUACACUGAGUGACCGAUCUAGAAGGCGCGAAGAUGGUAAUGAAAACAAAGAUGUCAUUAGAAUCAUCAGUGAUCCACUUCCUUUUACUAGAUACUUAGUUGUCUCAACGCAAUCGUUGCAGAUGGCCUUACUUUUGGGACAUUUUUGGAAUCUUCAUGUUUUGGGAGAACAUGGGAGCCUUUCCAUUUUUAAAUCAAUGUAAUUAAUUUGGGAACGUCGUGAGGCCUGUUAUGAUCCUGCCUUUUCUUUGGGGAAGAAAACAAACUAAUUGGACAGUGACCAAAACCUUCUUGAGGAAUUCAGUUUAGAGGGAGCUUAAGGUUUGCAAUCGAAGAUGUCAAAAGUUUAAAUAUUCUGUUUACAGCACUAUGGGAAAUUAUUCAUUAGGGAUUAAGAUGUGCAUGACUCAAUGCACAUCAAGUAUUAUUACACAUCAUUCCACUGAAUCCUGCAAGUUUUUUAUACAAGUCACCUCUAAGACCUCACUAAAAAGCAAUACCAGUUGAACGGAGGGCAAGUGAAAAAGCUACAAACAAAGUCUUUCUCCACCUAAGUGCAUAGUGGCCUGUAUCACAUACGUCCCAUUUUGCAGGUAUUCUAGUUGAACUUGAUGCUUCAAAUGUGUAGAUGAGACUAAUUUGUAAAAUAAUGUUAUUUUGUAAUGAACAUUUAUUUUUUCAAUUGUUUCCAUGCUACAUAUUUUAUUUAACAAACAAUAAUCAAAAUCCACCAUUUGCCAUAUCAUGGUAGACAAUUUUGACACUAGUUUCACAGUUUGAAAAGCAAACCCAAAAAGCAAUGCUUUCUUCCCUAGAAAUAUAUUCUCAGCAGAAUGCUGGUUUUGAUUGUGUUCUUCUGAAGAGACCUCUGGUAUUAAUGUCAACCAUCAGUAAAUAUAUCAUAUAAUCUGUAUUUCUCCUAGAAGUGGUUACAUAUUGUUGUUUUUACAAAUAAAAUCACUUUGAUCUUCAA